GCUCCCUUUUAAUGCUUCUUUUUCAAGGUUUUUGGGGUACAAGACUAACAGAAGAAAACACAAGCAGAGAGAAAUACCUGAAAAGUGUUCUACGAGAACUAAUCACAUAUUUAAUUUUUCUUCUUCUGGUAUGCAUCUUGUCUUAUGGAAUGGUGACUUCUAAUACAUACUGCUACACAAAGGUGAUGUCACAGCUCUUUCUGGAAACACCACUCUCAAAAAUGGAAAAGACAAACUUCAAAACUUUGUCCACAAUGGAAGACUUCUGGAAGUUUGCCGAGGGCCCUUUGCUAGAUGGGCUUUACUGGGAGAUGUGGUACAACAAUAAGACAUUGGCAGAGAACAGAAGUUUCAUCUACUAUGAGAAUUUGCUUUUGGGAGUGCCUCGCAUCAGACAACUGAAAGUGAGGAAUGGCUCGUGUUCAAUACCUGAAGAUUUAAAGGAUGAAAUUAAGGAGUGUUACGAUGUGUACUCUGUGGGUAAUGAGGACACUGCUCCGUUUGGCCUCCGCAAUGGAACUGCUUGGACUUACACCAGUGAAAAAGAUAUGAAUGGGAGCAGCGACUGGGGACUGAUUGCAACAUACAGUGGAGGGGGAUAUUACCAGGAUCUGUCUAGAAGCAGAGAGGAGACGUCUGCAUUGCUUGGUGUCCUUAAGAACAACCUGUGGCUUGAUAGGGGCACAAGAGCAACAUUUAUUUAUUUUUCUGUCUACAACGCAAAUAUCAAUCUCUUCUGUAUUGUGAGGUUAUUGGUGGAGUUUCCACCAACAGGUGGCCUGCUUACAUCUUGGCAAUUCCAGCCAGUGAAAUUGAUUCAUUACAUUUCCACUUUUGAUUUCUUCCUGGCUGCCUGCGAAAUUUUAUUUUGUCUCUUUGUCCUUUAUUAUGUGGUGGAAGAAAUCCUGGAAAUUCAUAUUCACAGACUGUAUUAUUUUCGGAGUCUCUGGAACUGUCUUGAUGUUCUCAUCAUUGUGCUAUCAGUGGCCGCUGUGGGAGUUAACAUAUAUCGAACAUCGACUGUGGACAAGUUACUAAAGAAACUGCUAGAGAAUCAAAAUCGCUUCCCAGAUUUUGAGCCAUUAGCAUACUGGCAAACGCAGUUCAGCAAUAUUGCAGCUGUCACCAUGUUUUUCGUCUGGAUUAAGCUCUUCAAAUUCAUCAGUUUCAACCGAACAAUGAACCAGUUAUCUACCACCAUGUCGCGAUGUGCCAAAGAUAUCCUUGGUUUUGCCAUUAUGUUUUUCAUCAUUUUCAUAGCCUAUGCUCAGCUAGCUUACCUUGUAUUUGGCACUCAAGUCGAUGACUUCAGUACCUUCCAAGGCAGUAUCUUUGCUCAGUUCCGCAUCCUAUUGGGAGAUUUUGACUUUGCAGAGAUUGAGGAAGCUAACAGAGUUUUGGGACCCAUUUAUUUCACUACAUUUGUGUUCUUUAUGUUCUUCAUUCUUUUGAAUAUGUUUCUGGCCAUUAUCAAUGAUACCUACUCUGAAGUCAAGUCGGAUAUGGCGCAGCAGAAGACUGAGAUGGAACUGUCUGAUCUUAUAAAAAAGGGAUACACUAAAGCCAUGGUGAAGUUAAAAUUGAAAAAAACUCCUGUUGAUGACAUUUCAGAGAGUCUGCGACAAAGUGGAGGCAAAUUAAAUUUUGAUGAACUGCGGCAAGAUCUGAAGGGGAAAGGGCACACUGAUGCAGAGAUUGAAGCCAUCUUUACAAAAUACGACCAAGAUGGGGAUCAGGAACUAACAGAGCUGGAGCAUCAGCAAAUGAGAGAUGACUUGGAGAAAGAGAGGGAAGAUUUAGAGCUAGACAGAGGCUCUCUGAAACGCCCACUGAGUGGCCGCAGCUUUCCACGAAGCCUGGAUGACUCAGAAGAGGAUGACGAUGAUGACAGUGGACACAGCUCAAGGAGGAGAGGCAGCAGCUCAAGUGGGGUUUCAUACGAAGAGUUUCAAGUAUUGGUGCGGCGAGUGGAUCGCAUGGAGCAUUCCAUAGGCAGCAUAGUUUCUAAGAUAGAUGCUGUCAUCGUGAAGCUAGAAGCAAUGGAGAGGGUAAAACUGAAAAGAAGAGACGUGCUGGGAAGGCUGCUUGAUGGGGUCACAGAGGACGAAAGGAUGGGUCGUGACAGUGAAGUUCACAGGGAUCAAAUGGAGAGACUUGUCCGAGAAGAACUGGAGCGUUGGGAAUCAGAUGAUACAGCAUCCCAAGUGAGCCACCAACUGGGGACUCCCAUGGGACUCAAUGGUCAAUCGCGGGUUAGGAAUUCCCGCCCAUCUUCCUCACAAUCCACAGAAGGCAUGGAUGGGGGAGGAGCUGGAAGUGGUGGAAGCAAUGUCCAUGUGUAGAGUUUUCUGUUGCCUUAAAAAUGAGCAUUUUCCACUAUUAGUUAGUUGGAUUAAUGGCAGGAGGAAGUAGAAUCAGUACACAGAGAAACUGCUUAACUGUUAAGUGCUAGUUUAAGUUAUUCUGGGAGCAAUUUUUAGCAGGUCCACUCAUAAGUCAGUCCCAUUUUAUUCACUGGAGAUUAAUCCCAGGAAAGUCUCCUUAGGACUGCAGUCUUUGUGACUCUCAGCAGUUACAUUAUCCAUUGCAUCCUCUUGCAGGAGCAAGUGAAGUCCAAGUGGUGCUAACAGUGGUGCAGGGCUCAGCUGAGACCUGGCAGUUGGCAGGGCAGAUGCCUGAGGCUGUCUACAUUUCAGGCUCAGAUUGGACCCAGCCAGAGGCAGAAGUUUAGGGGCAAAGCUGUGCCAGAUGCUUCUUUCAAUUCUACCACUAGCUGGGAGCUUGCUGGUCUCCUCCUCAAGAUACCAUCCACGCAGUCACUUUAUUUUUAUUUGUUUAUUUGUUUAUAGCCUGCCUUUUUCACUGAGACUCUACAUUUUUUAAAAAAAAAAUAUUCAAUCAGCCAGCAAGGCCCUCCAAUAAACAAUGCAGUAGGACUAGGAUUACAGAAGUGAAAAACAGUGCAAGCAAAACCAGUUCUAAAAACUAUCUAAGGCUUGACAUGCCGUAAUGCAUAAUACAAAGCAAUAAAAGGAAGGUGAUACUCUUGUUUGGCUUGUGCAGAAAACCAAGCUUUAAGGACCAGAUCACACCUGGACUCUGUUCUGAAACAGUACAUAUUUCUCCACUUAUCAGAAAAAUAAUGGCUAGUUAGUACAUAUGAUUGUCAGCCAAUUGACAAAGUGGAUGUUUUAAAAGAAUCCAUACAAAUCAAGCAUAUGACAUACUGACGUUUUUCUUCUUUGGGCUCCACUCUGAUAUUCAAAGAGUUGAAAUGUUGUGGAAUCCUUCAGCACUUAUCUGUAACACUUCUUUUCAAGCAUGAAGAUAUAUUUAUGAAUGUGACAGUAUUUGUAUCUUCCAAUUUAUUAAGUAUUGUGAGUUGAUUCGAUGUAAUCAGAGACCAAAUAGGGUUUUUUUUCCUUAGACAUAUUCCAUGAGCUUCUAUUGAAACUAGUGUCAGAGAAAUGUUAACUGUCAUUUCCAAAUAGUCUCCCCCGACACCUUCUGUGGGUCUGAUGGCUCCUCCCUGUCAGUGCUUCUUUGUCUAUAUUUUUACUUAAUAGUCUGCUCCAGUGGAGUUUGAGAAUUCAAAAUCUACCCUCCUAUAGAUAAUUCUGUAAGAUUUGUUAAUAUGGAUCUAUAUACGUCCCCCUGGUUGUAAUGCUUAACAAGUCAGAAGACAGAGAGAGCAAUCCUAAGCUGGGUAUACUUAGAAGAAAGUACCAUUUUAUUCAAUUUGGAAAAUGUUCUUAGGAUUGUAGUUUAAUUGAAGCUAAUUAACCUGGUUUACUAAAGCACAAUAGAAAUGACAGAUAAAUGAAAUGAGUAAAUAACUAUAGGAAACAUACACAAAAAUAAUGAAACAUGUCAAAGAACAGUGGAGAGUUGAACCUUGAAUUGAUUGAUUUUAUUCAAAUGUAUUAAAGUAUGUAUAAGCCUAUCUUUCUCCAACGAAGUUAGGAAUAAGACUAAUAAACUACACGAAGCAAAUAACAAAGACAUAUCAAAAUACAGUACGUUAAUAGAGAAAAGAGAAGUCUUAUAAUACAUUUUAAACAAAACAAAUAUUAGCAGCAUAAAGAUGAAAAUCAAACUCAGUUUUCAAAUUACUUUAAAGCCAGUCUAAGCUAAGCCCUGUAAAUUACUCUGAAGUUUCCAGCAGUACAUAUCUCCUUAUUUCAGGGCUUUAAAACAAAAGAAAAAACUGGACUGUGAAGAAAUAAAGGCAAAAUAAAAUAAAAGCCCCUUCCCAAAAAUUCCCAUCAUGAAGGCAUACUGAUGAUUAUUGAGGAAGAGAGAGGUUUACUCGGACUGCUUAUCCUACUCUGACUUUCAGUACUCUCUUUGUCCAGGAGUGGCCUUCCCAGCAAUGGUAAAGCUUUACACUUCUGAGACACAGCAUGUUUAGAUGAUGCAGUAUUUACUGGCACCUGGCUGCAGAUCAGGACUGCAAAUCAGUUAGAGCAUUAACUGUUUAGUAAGAAGUUGUGAUGUUUGUCUUCCAUCCAUCAGGUACUUGAUGGAAAAUUCUUUCCAUGGAAGUGGAUGUCAUGGUUAAUUUCAUACAACUAAGUUGUCACUCAUGAUAGACAUGGCUGUGUGAAUUAGCCCAUAUUCUAUCAAGGAUGCAUUCACAUUUGAGAGAACAAAUGUGGUGGAGUGGCUAGGUUAGACUUGAACCAUGGAGACCUGGGUUUAAAUACUUGCUCAGCCUGUGAAGCCCACUGGGUGACUUUCAGCCAGUCACACAUUCCCUCUUUUCUAACCUUCCUCACAGGACUGUGAUGAUGAUAAAAUUAUUUUCAUGUACACCAACCUGAACUCCCUAAUGAGGAUUCCAUCAAAUUGAAUGCCAGGAAUUAUCCGUUUGAAUUAUUUGCAGAGGUGUCACAUUCUCAGGACUGCUCUCCUCCUGCCUUUUAUCACAUGAUCCUUCUCCAUUGCAAGAGAAGGAUAAUGUGAAAAUGCCACACUGCAGUAUUAUCUUGUAGGCUUAAGUUUCAAAACAAGAAAAAAUUAGGCUGUUCUGGUGAGGUACAUUUUCAAAGGAAAGUUUGAUUUUUUUUUUUAAGUUCAUACUGCUGCCUCAGCCACUGAAGAAAUUUCCCGUCAAGGACAACAACAGAUUUACUGCAUAGCUUGCACUCUUGGGCACCAGGAGUGAUUAGUUUACAGUUUACAUUAGACAAAAAUGGGGAUGGCUGUGGCACUGCCAGCUUGACUUGCUCCUGGCCACCAGCUGCCAGGAGCUGGUAAGUUAAAGGGCCAAUCCACCUUGCAUUCCACAGUGGACCCUAGAAGUAUUCCUGGGAAAUGUUUGUGCCUUUUUUCCUGGCACACUUCCCUUGCUGUUGCUGAAGUGCAAUAUUGCCCAACCAAUGCAGUGGGAAUCUGCCACUGCGAUAUUCCUUGGUAUACUUUUUUUUAAAAAAGUUGCACCUUCCUGGUCUUUAAUAGCACAAACUUUAUCUUUCAGUUGCAGUAUGUUAAUAUUAAAAUUAAAACGUUUGCAUUCAUAAUCAUAUUUGUUUAUAUUUCUGUAACAUGUUGUUACUUAAUAACAAACUUCAUCUUGAAGUGCAGUAAGAUUUCAUGGGUUAUCCAUGCAUAUUGACAACAUACCAUACUUUAUAGGUAUGGCAAUUAAGAUACCAGUUUUUGUAUCCUUUAUAUUUUCUGCAGUGUAACUACAUACUUGUGAAAUCACCCUGUUUCCAGCAUGUUUUCUCAACAAAAAAUACAAAACGUUUGUUUGAUUAUACAAGUCUUUCGAUUGAUACAAAAUGUAUUGAGUUGAUGAACAUUUCAUUACCUAAUAAAGAUUUCGUACUGGUUGCA
Molecule: messenger RNA, 5841 nt
Organism: Eublepharis macularius
Lineage: Eukaryota; Metazoa; Chordata; Lepidosauria; Squamata; Eublepharidae
Gene: PKD2
Product: polycystin 2, transient receptor potential cation channel
Exons: 14
Coding region: 12-2342 (776 amino acids)
Biological process (GO): potassium ion transmembrane transport; detection of mechanical stimulus; release of sequestered calcium ion into cytosol
Cellular component (GO): membrane
Molecular function (GO): muscle alpha-actinin binding; voltage-gated calcium channel activity; potassium channel activity
Source: RefSeq, a predicted model, not a curated record